Plenodomus lingam JN3 is the source of this 909-nucleotide messenger RNA. RefSeq lists its product as uncharacterized. Lineage: Eukaryota; Fungi; Ascomycota; Dothideomycetes; Pleosporales; Leptosphaeriaceae. The record is from RefSeq and is a predicted model, not a curated record.
AUGUUAUCAAACUCCACCACCCCAAAUCUUCCACAUGUUCCCAUUCCACCUCACCAAAUUUCCUAUCCUGACGCUAUCAUCGGCGAAAUCACUCCAAAUCACCAAACCACCAGGCGCAGGGACUAUCACCCUGAUCAUCCUGGUUCCUCUACCCAACACGUGGCUCCACCUAGCGCCAGCAUCCUAAAUAGUCCUUCAGCCGACACAACACACUACCUUGUAUCCUGGCGCCCAAAUCCCGCAGGCAUCAUCACUGACAAACCAAGUCUAGUGGAAAAAGGUGUCCUGUGCGCUAGAUUCCCAGACAUAGUGGAGCAGUGGGAGGAGAAAGGAAGACAGAAAAUUGAAGACGGGCAGAAAAUGAAGGCUAGGGCAGAAGGGUUGGCUAGAUUGAUGUGGGGCGGUGAGAAGAAUUCGAGUGCGUUUGGGAGAUCGGAAAACAGUGGUGUACUGGAUGAACGAGCAGCGGGUGUGAGGUGCACCCAAGGGGACAGCACAACCCACCACUGGGGCGAAGUACACCCGUGCGACGGUCAUCCAAUCGACCAGGACGAAGAAGAUAUAUGCAAAGGAUGUAGGGUGGAUCACUGGAGCCAGAUCACGUUUAAUCUUCAAGGUCGUGGUGCCCGGGUGGCAGUUUGUGCUGAGUGUGCGAGGCGGGUGCAAAAUCCUGGGGGCGACAAGCCCAGACUAGCACAGUGUGUCUGCGAGACAAAGUGGAAGUGUUGGGCAUGUCGAGAGCGGGAGUUGAAUGAGUUGGCGAGGGCGAGGAGGAUGUGGGAGGUGAGGAACGGAGGCGCGUGUGGGAGAUGUUGUGGUACAGGGGAGAUGGUGGAUACGAUCGGAUGGUGUGUGCUUUGCAAAGGGUUUAGGGUGUAUGCUGAAUAUGCUGAGGAGCAGGUAUCGUGA